This is a messenger RNA of Ficedula albicollis (Collared flycatcher), 758 nucleotides long. It is a transcript of the gene DUSP23, whose product is annotated as dual specificity phosphatase 23. Gene Ontology annotation, biological process: dephosphorylation; cilium assembly. NCBI's taxonomy places the organism in Eukaryota, Metazoa, Chordata, Aves, Passeriformes, Muscicapidae. The record is from RefSeq and is a predicted model, not a curated record. The coding region runs from base 1 to 495 and encodes 164 amino acids. Gene Ontology annotation, molecular function: protein tyrosine/serine/threonine phosphatase activity. The transcript is spliced from 4 exons.
AUGUCCCUGGGGGGGGAACUGGGGGUGCUGACACGAGGGGUCUCAGUUGAGGGAUGCGAGUUUGGGGUCUGGGGGCUCCUGAGGGUCCUGACCUGGGGCAUCCCAGGCAAUCCGCCCCGGGGGGGUCCCGGCGGUCCCAUCCCAGGCUCUGACCCGGGCGGUGCCCCCAACGCAGCGGUGCCCCCCGUCCCCCCCACAGGCCAUGGGCGAGCGACAGCCGGCUUCCACACCCCGGGGCGUGCCAGGAGGGGCGUGGCGGUGCCACCCACCCUCCGUGUCCCCCGUCGCCAGGCUGUGGCGGUGCACUGCACGCUGGGCCGCGGCCGGACCGGCACGCUGCUGGCCUGUUACCUGUGCCAGGAGCGGCACCUGGCCGCCCCCGACGCCAUCCGCGAGAUCCGGCGCCUCCGGCCCGGCUCCGUGGAGACCGCGGGGCAGGAGCAGGCUGUGAUCAGCUUCUGCCAGCUGCUCGCUGGGGAGCGAGGUGAGACCUGAGCACCUGGAUGGGAUCCGUGGAAUUGGGCACCCCAAAGUUCCCAGCCCCAUCUGUCCUCUCCUGCAUUAAAGGCUGGCCUGUGGCUUCUCUCCAGCUCUGAUUUUGGGGUACACAUUGGGGGGGAAUGCCUGCCACCCCAAAAUGCUGGAAUUCUCAGCAUCAUCUGUCCUCUCUGUUAAAGGAUGGCCUGUGGCCUCUCUCCAGCUCUGAUUUUGGGGUACACAUUGGGGGGGAGUGCCUGCCACCCCAAAAUGCUGGAGUU